Molecule: messenger RNA, 3078 nt
Organism: Budorcas taxicolor (takin)
Lineage: Eukaryota; Metazoa; Chordata; Mammalia; Artiodactyla; Bovidae
Gene: MOCOS
Product: molybdenum cofactor sulfurase
Exons: 15
Coding region: 1-2655 (884 amino acids)
Biological process (GO): Mo-molybdopterin cofactor biosynthetic process
Molecular function (GO): molybdenum cofactor sulfurtransferase activity; pyridoxal phosphate binding; molybdenum ion binding
Source: RefSeq, a predicted model, not a curated record
AUGGCCGGCGGGGCCGCGCAUCCGGGAGCCGAGCUGCUGGCCUUUGAGCGGUUCCUGGACUCGAGCCUGCAGCCUCUCGUCUACGGGUAUGGCCGGGGCAGCCUGCGUGAGCUCCGGGCGCGCGAGUUCGGCCGCCUGGCAGGAACUGUCUAUCUUGACCAUGCAGGAACCACGUUGUUCCCCCAGAGCCAGAUUACAAGCUUCAUGAAAGAUCUCAUGGAAAAUGUUUAUGGUAACCCUCACAGCCAGAACAUCAGCAGCAAGCUCACCCAUGACACAGUGGAACAGGUGCGGUUCAGGAUCCUGGCGCACUUCCACACCUCCCCGGAGGACUACACGGUGAUUUUCACCUCCGGGAGCACGGCUGCUCUUAAGCUGGUGGCAGAGGCUUUCCCGUGGGCGUCCCCGGGCCCGGAGGGCAGCGGCAGCUGCUUCUGUUACCUCACCGACAGCCACACGUCCGUGGUGGGCAUGAGGAAGGUCACCGCGGCCAGGAACGUCACCUGCAUCCCGGUCAGGCCAGAGGACAUGUGGUCGGCCGAGAGACAGGACGCGGCUGCGGCCGGGGACCUCCCCGGCCAGCCUCCGCAUCUCUUCUGCUACCCGGCUCAGAGUAACUUUUCCGGGACCAGAUACCCGCUGUCCUGGAUACGCGAGGUCAAGUCCGGGCGGAGGCGCCCAGCGAGCCGGCCCGGGCAGUGGUUCGUGCUGCUGGACGCGGCCGCCUUCGUGGGCACCUCGCCGCUGGACCUGUCGGUUCACCAGGCCGACUUUGUCCCCCUGUCCUUCUAUAAGAUCUUUGGCUUCCCCACCGGCCUGGGCGCUCUGCUGGCGAAUAACCGUUCGGCUGCUCUGCUGAGGAAAACCUACUUCGGAGGAGGCACGGCCGCUGCGUACCUCGCGGGAGACGACUUCUACGUCCCGAGAGAGUCGGUGGCUGAGAGGUUUGAAGAUGGCACCAUCUCCUUCCUUGAUGUGAUAGCACUAAAACAUGGAUUUGAUGCCCUAGAGCGCCUCACAGGUGGGAUGGAGAGCAUCCGGCAGCACACGUUUACCCUGGCUCAGUACACCUACGCUGCCUUGUCUUCCCUGCGGUACCCCAACGGAGCCCCUGUCGUGCAGAUUUACAGUGACUCUGAGUUCAGCAGCCCGGAAGUGCAGGGUCCCGUCAUCAGCUUCAACGUGCUCGAUGACCACGGGAACAUCGUUGGUUACUCCCAGGUGGAUAAAAUGGCCAGCCUUCACAACAUCCAUGUGCGAACUGGCUGCUUCUGUAACACCGGGGCCUGCCAGAGGCACCUGGGGAUAAGCGAUGAGAUGGUGAAGAAGCAUCUUCAGGCUGGUCAUGUCUGCGGAGAUGAUGUGGACCUCAUAGAUGGGCAGACGACGGGCUGUGUGAGGAUUUCUUUUGGAUACAUGUCUACGCUUGAGGAUGCCCAGGCCUUCCUCAGGUUCAUCAUAGCAACCCAACUGCGCCCGUCUCAUGGCCAGCCUCUCCCUCUGGCCACCCCGGGCGAGGCUGGAGCCCCGCCUGGAGACAGCGAGGCUCAGAACGCCGUGCCUGCCACCCAGGUCAGAGGUAGCCCCUCACCUCAGCAAGACGCUUCCCCACACUCCGGGGUUUGGAACAACUCACCCACCGCUUUCAAUGCAGAGGAUCUGUGUCCGCCCCUGCUGGAGGCCACCGGACCCCAGCAGACCACUUUAGAGAAAGCUGCUGACGUCCCAGAUGGGGACCUCAGGUCACACGUCGUCACCAACCUUUACCUCUACCCAAUCAAGUCCUGUGCGGCAUUUGAGGUGACCAGGUGGCCUCUAGGAAGUCAAGGGCUGCUGUAUGACCGAAGCUGGAUGGUUGUGAAUCACAACGGCAUUUGCCUGAGUCAGAAACAGGAGCCCCGGCUCUGCCUGAUCCAGCCCUUCAUUGACCUGCAGCGGAGGAUCAUGGUCAUCAAAGCCCAAGGGAUGGAGCCUAUAGAGGUGCCUCUUGAGGAGAACAGUAAGCAAGUUCAGAUUUGCCAAAGCAAAGUCUGUGCGGACAGGGUAAACACAUAUGAUUGCGGAGAAAAAAUUUCCAACUGGCUGUCAAAGUUUUUUGGCCGUCCCUAUCAUUUGAUCAAACAAAGUUCAGACUUUCAAAGAAAUGCAAAGAAGAAACAUGGCAAAGAUCAGUCUGCUCAUACGACAGCCGCCCUUUCUCUGGUGAAUGAGGCACAAUAUCUGCUGAUAAACAGAUCCAGUAUUUUGGAACUUCAGCAGCAAUUAAGCACAAGUCGUGAGAAUGGCAAAGAAGAAUUAUUCCCAAUGAACAAUCUCAUCUCACGUUUCCGUGCCAAUAUUAUUACCAAUGGAACAAGGGCUUUUGAAGAAGAGAAAUGGGAUGAAAUUUCAGUUGGUUCCUUGCGUUUCCAGGUUUUGGGACCUUGUCACAGAUGUCAGAUGAUUUGCAUUGAUCAGCAAACUGGACAACGAAAUCAAGAUGUUUUCCAAAAGCUUUCUGAGAGGCGAGAGAGAAAGGUGAAAUUUGGAGUGUACCUGAUGCAUACAUCUUUGGAUUUAUCUUCUCCAUGUUACCUCUCCGUAGGAUCUCAGGUGCUCCCUCUGCUGAAAGAAAACAUAGAACACCAUGAUAUACCUGCUACCGAGAAAUCUUAGGAUGCUAUCUCCUAAAUUUUUUUCAGAAUAUUAAAGUUUCUCUUUUACCCUCUUCAUUCUUUUUUUCUUCCAGUUUUAUGGAGAUAUAAUUGACACACAGCACUGUGUAAGUUUAAGAUGUACAGCACAAUGAUUUGACUUACAUACAUCCUGAAAUGAUUACCACAUACGUUCAGUGUGUGUGUGUUUAGUUACUCAGUCAUAUCCGAUUCUUUGUGACCCCAUGGACCAUAGCCUUCCAGGCUCCUCUGUCCAUGGAUUCUCCAGGCAAGAAUACUGGAGUGGGUUGCCUUUCCUUCUCCAGGGGAUCUUCCCAACCUAGAGAUUCGAACCUGGGUCUCUUGCGCAUUGGCAGGCCAGCUCUUUACCACCGCGCCACCUAGGAAGCCCCAAGUUCAGUGCACCGUCUUAUGUAGAUGUAUU